AAACGGUCAUACAAAAUAUAAGAAAUUUCAAGUUAACUUUGUGUUUAUAAAUAUGGAUAAUAAUGAUUCAAAAGCAACAGAUGAAAUUUCUGCUCAGCAGUCUAUUGCGUUGAGACGUGAACUACGUAGAAAGAAAAUAUUGGAAGCCUCUAAGUCACGACUAGACAAAUUAAAUGGCAGAGUUUCAGCACUACAGAACGAAAACAUAGAUGACGGACCUACAAAUACCCAAUACUCCGACCCAGAGGUGGAGCCGGAUAUUCCCGUUAAACGUUCAUUUUUGCCGGAACAACCUGCGACCCCGGUAGUCAGUGCUCCAAAUAUAUUGCUGAAGAGCAGAGUUCACAUUAUCUUGGCAGCUGUCGUAGGAUUCAUACUAGCGUUAUAUACCAAUAGCAGCGUUUUCUUUCCUGUUCUGCUCUUUGUGAUUUUGGAACUUGCAUUUCUGCAGUAUCAUAAACGCGACUGCUUGCCGCCCAGCGUGGGACCGAUGUUACUUAUGUUCAUUAAUCCAAAUAUUACCAACAAAAUUAAGCAGUUUAGCAGUAUAUUUUUGAUCCUCCAGUCACUUUUGGGUGAUCUUGCUAUCACUGUCUGUGUGGUGUGCUCAGGAAGCGUGUUGUUAUUAAAUUUUAACUCUGAUUUUGUUACCGUCUUGAAAUAAAGAUAAUAGUUGUGA
Molecule: messenger RNA, 679 nt
Organism: Drosophila takahashii
Lineage: Eukaryota; Metazoa; Arthropoda; Insecta; Diptera; Drosophilidae
Product: lethal (2) SH0834
Source: RefSeq, a predicted model, not a curated record